This is a messenger RNA of Quercus lobata, 1531 nucleotides long. RefSeq names its product dehydrin COR47-like. Lineage: Eukaryota; Viridiplantae; Streptophyta; Magnoliopsida; Fagales; Fagaceae. Gene Ontology annotation, cellular component: membrane; cytosol. The record is from RefSeq and is a predicted model, not a curated record. Bases 148 to 1284 code for a protein of 378 amino acids. Gene Ontology annotation, biological process: response to abscisic acid; response to water deprivation; cold acclimation. The transcript is spliced from 2 exons.
AGACCUGUCAUACUACUCUCAUUUCAUAAGUCAUAACGCAUAUAUUCAUUGUUACAUAAACUUGAGAAAAAACAUUUCACAAACUUUUCAUUUGGUUUAUUCUUUUUCUGUGUAUUGUAGUGAUAAUUAUUUGAUAGCGAAACAAUUAUGGCGGAGCACCAGCACAAGAGGAAUGAGUAUGAGACUACCACUACCACCCCUGGUGGUAACGAGGGAGCUGUGGAGAGCAAGGACCGAGGCUUGUUUGAUUUCUUGGGGAAGAAAGAGGAGAAGAAGCCAAAAGAGGAGGUGAUGGCGUCUGAGUUUGAGAAAGUUAGUGUGUCUGGAGGAGGAGGAUCUCAUUCUCAUCCAAAGCCUGUAGAUGAGUACUACAAGGAGGAGAAGGAGGAAGAGAAGAAACAUGGUCUCUGGGGGAAGAAGGAAGAAGAGAAAUUCACUGUUUCUGAAUCUUAUUCUCACCCAAAGCCUAUAGAGGAUUACUACAAGGAGGAGAGGAAGGAAGAAGAGAAGAAACAUGAUCUCUAUCAGAAGAAGGAGGAGGAGAGAGUACCAGCGUAUGAGUCUCAUUCUCACCCAAAGCCUGCAGAGGAUUACUACAAAGAGGAGAGGAAGGAAGAAGAAAAGAAACACGGUCUCUUCCAUAAUAAGGAAGAGGAGAAAGUCUCAGUGUAUGAGUCUCAUUCUCAACCAAAGCCUGUAGAGGCAUACAAGGAGGAGAAGAAGGAAGAAGAGAAGAAACCUGGUCUCUUCGGCAAGCUACACCGAUCUAACAGCAGCUCUAGCUCUUCUAGCGAUGAGGAGGAAGGUGAAGGAGAAGAGAAGAAGAAGAAGAAAAGGGAGGAAAAGAAGGGACUGAAGGAUAAAAUCAAGGAGAAGAUAGGUGGCGGAGACAAGGAAGAAGAGAAGAAGCUCGAAGAGAAGAAGUACGAAGAGAAGAAGCACGAGGAGAAGAAGCAUGAGGACACCAGCAUUCCAGUUGAGAGGUACGAAGAAGAGGUAGUAGUUCAGAAACUCCCAGAGGCACCAUUGGCAGAGCCAGCUCAAGCUGAAGAAAAGAAGGGCCUCCUUGAAAAGAUUAAGGAAAAACUUCCAGGCCAGCACAAGAAGCCUGAAGAGGUCCCUCCUUCGGUUGCAGAGUAUACCACUUCUGAGCCACCUACUCAUCAUGAAGGAGAUGUGAAGGAGAAGAAGGGCAUUUUGGAGAAGAUUAAGGAGAAGCUCCCUGGUUACCACCCAAAGACUGAAGAAGAGAAGGAGAAAGAGAAAGAGUCUGCUGCCCAUUAAGAACAGCUCGUUGUUGUGUUUACAAGAAUUAAUGUUGAUGCUUGUGUGGUUUGUUUGUUAAUUUGAUAUGCUGUGUUUAUUUUAUUUUUUUUUUACAUAUAAAAAAUACUUUGUAUAAGUGCUUAUAUGUGAGUUUUGUAACAGAAAAAAAAAGAAAAGUUGUUAUUUGCUUCUAUUUUUUAAUUAAAAAGUAUUUGCGAGUAAUAUAUUAUAUUUGUAAUAAUAUUUAUUGGACUGGUUUAGCUAC